GAUCAACGUUUCUUAUCUACAAGCAAACGUCUCUCGUGACUCAUGGCAUGAAUAAUGGUUCAUUGUGUUGUACGUCAACGGUGUUGAUUACUUUUUGGAAAUAUAAUUACGAGCGCGACAAUUUCGUUCGGUUCUCAAUGACAAUAAUGACCGUAUAGUGUUGCUUCUUGAACUCAUUAAAAAUAUUCGAGCCGCGAUGCCUUGAAGAAAGGAAUACCACCGCCGAAUUGUAUUGCAUUUAUUUCAUAAACAAGUUGCCUUCCGUUUGACGGGGCUUCCCUAAACAGAAGUGUCGGAAAAUAUUACCAGAAUGUCUGCCACAGAAACUACGGUGAUUUUCGCGAAACUGGAAGCAUUAAAGGACAUCAAAUCAAAAACUCUUCAGUUGGAGAAAAUGAAACAAAGGAUCCUACAAGAAGUGGAACUGACUGAGCAAGAAGAAAAAUGUUUGCUGGAAUACAAACAGGAAAUGGAUCUUCUUAUGCAAGAGAAAAUGGCACAUGUAGAGGAAUUGCGGCAAAUACAUGCAGAUAUUAAUGCGAUGGAAGCUGUUAUUAAACAGGCAGAGGAAGCCAGAAACAAAGCUAGGGAAACUGCUAAGCUGAUUCACAAUAAUGAUUAUCAACCCUUGAAGCAUGAUAUCGAUCGUAUGCGCAGAGAAUUCUUGGGCCUAGAAAGGUUACCAGAGCUCUAUGAAACAGAAUCAGAUCUCAUUUCACCAGAAUGGUUUGUUCGCAGCUACUUUGACCGUCCUAUGCAAAAGGCAGAAUGGAGGGUAGAAGUUCGGGGUGAAGAUUUAUUACCCCCUCUCACUUUACACCAUCCUGGUCAUCCAGGUGGUUCCACACCUUUCCUUGCCCCUCAACCCCUUCAAGGUCCAAGUAAACCAGAACCAAGACCAUUACCCCCAGCACCAGGUCCAGCCACUCCAACAUUCAGGUACCACUGGCAACAACCACCGCCCAUGAAAUCGUGUUUAUCGUGUCAUCAACAAAUUCAUAGAAAUGCUCCAAUUUGUCCCCUUUGUAAAGCAAAAUCUCGAUCACGUAAUCCCAAAAAGCCAAAGAAGAAAGAUUAACUAUUAAGUGUAAAUGUUAUUUAUGUAAGACAUCAGCAUUCGUGUCAUUUACUUUUAAGGGUAUGUUUUAACGAUUCUU
Messenger RNA from Nomia melanderi (Alkali bee), 1157 nucleotides. Its product is annotated as zinc finger C4H2 domain-containing protein. Gene Ontology annotation, biological process: positive regulation of neuron differentiation. NCBI's taxonomy places the organism in Eukaryota, Metazoa, Arthropoda, Insecta, Hymenoptera, Halictidae. Gene Ontology annotation, cellular component: nucleus. The record is from RefSeq and is a predicted model, not a curated record.